This is a messenger RNA of Magnolia sinica, 933 nucleotides long. Its product is annotated as peroxisome biogenesis protein 7-like. The transcript has a single exon. Gene Ontology annotation, cellular component: cytosol; peroxisomal matrix. Bases 1 to 933 code for a protein of 310 amino acids. Lineage: Eukaryota; Viridiplantae; Streptophyta; Magnoliopsida; Magnoliales; Magnoliaceae. Gene Ontology annotation, molecular function: protein binding. The record is from RefSeq and is a predicted model, not a curated record. Gene Ontology annotation, biological process: protein import into peroxisome matrix.
AUGAAAUCAUACAGAGCGGGAUUCUUUUGCACUUCUGUAAAAUACAGCCCCUUCCGAAAUUCCCAACUCAUCGUCACCGGAUUCGAAGAACGCCACAAACGUGGCCGUAUCCACAUCCACUAUUCAACUCAAAAGCCAAUCGCAACCUUCGCCACCACAGAUCCCAUCUACGACUGCACCUGGUCCUUAUCCAACCCUGACCUCAUUGUCAUAGCUGCCGGCGCUGGAGCCACCCACCUCAUUGACAUAGCUCUCCCCCACAAUUUCAACCCUCUUGGAUCCUUCUACGGACACUCCGGCAUCACCACCUCCGUCGACUGGAAUCCAUUCGACGGUUCCUUCCUUUCAGCCGGUCAGGACGGAAGUGUAAAGCAUUGGGUUGUUGAUCGACACAGCACCAUCCAAACCUACAGCCACCCUCUGUCUGUCUCAUGUGUUACCUGGAAUCCCCGUUCUCCGACUAGCCAUGCGACUACAUGUAAUGACGGCAAUCUACGAGUCUGGGACAUUCGUGAUAGGAAGGCUGAGAUCAUCAUCAAAGCUGAUGAUUUGCCUAUACUAUCUUGUGACUGGAAUAGCCACGGUGAAACCUGUAUUGCCACAUCCACGGUUUGUAUGACGUAUAUCCAGGUGUGGGACAUUAGGCAGACAUGCUCCCCUGUGAAAGUCCUUGAUGGGGAAGAUAAGGAUGAGAUCUUUAGGGUGAAGUUCUCGACUCAUAGGGAGUACCAGAUUGCCUCGUGCUCGUUUAAUGGGAAGGUGGUUCUGUGGGAUUAUGGGCCGGAGAAUGCGGUUCCAAUAAUAAAGAAGUACGAGCAUCAUACAGGCAAGGUGCGUGGGUUGGAUAUGAGCAAGCGAGUCGAGGGGCUAUUGGUUAGUACCGGAGAAGAUGGACUCGUUCAUGAGUGGCGUCAUGCCCUACCAGAGUCAUGA